UUUAGAAAUAUCUGGUUUCAUUAACCCUGCGAUUGUAAGUUUGACAGAUGAACAAAUUGAUGACAUCGAAACCGAUAUUCGUCUCUUACCGGAGACGAUGAAUCUACCAGCGAAUCAUCCACAGCUACAACAAUAUUGGGGAACAUAUAACUCCAAUCCAAGCAAAUUUCGGUUUAUGGCUGGAGAACGAGCAUUAAUUAAAAAAAUUGCUGAUAGUGUUCAACAAAAAGGUUGGAUGUACUUCGCGAAGUAUAAAAAAAAUCAUUCUUUAAACACACGGACGACAGAUGAGUCAGUUGUAGUCUCAAUCAUCGCUAAAAUUAGAGAUUACUAUGAUCGUAGGAAUAGUGGAUCUAGUGUGAUAAAACAGUUUUGCUUAAUGCUCUCUAAUAUUCAUGUUUCGCUUGAAAAAACGGAGAAUACGGUCAGGGCGAAAGUUCAGUGUCCUAUUUGCCAACAUCUUGUAACCUGUAAUGUGGAUUGUAAGGGUGUAUGGAAGAUUUCAAAUUUUACAUCGCAUGUAAGAAAUGUGCAUAGAUUUGUGGGCCAAAAGAUUUCAGCUAGCUGGAACGAAAUGGCUGUGCGUGAAGAAAAUUCCUAUAUAUUGGAAAUCGAACCAAAUCAAGCUGAGCGGUCAUAUGACAUUAUGUCUGAGGAAAAUAGUGCGCGGGAAGCUCUUGAUUUCAACAUCAAUGAAGCGAAUAACAGUUACUUAGAUGGCGACCACGUGCUAAGCGAACAAGCAGAAUACGAACAAAUUGAAAGUAUUGAUAAUAACACUAUUCGUUCAGAACAUUCGGAAUCAUCUUACUUGGAGUUACCAGAGAGAGAGGCUCUUCGUGCUAGCGACGAGGAAGGAACUUCUACCGAAAAUUUAAAUGCAUAGUGCAUCAGCCUGUGGCCUCUGCUGAUGCACUAGAACUUGGCCAGUCUUCACCAUUUAUAUCUCUGUUGCAGUCAGUACAAAAUCGCCGGAGAAACAUGACACGCAGCUGCGGCAUGCGUUACAGUAACGUCGAAAGGGAAAUUUUUUUAUAUGAAUUCAUGCAACAAGGCCCGGAGGGUUACAAUUUCUUAUAUGCGAAUACACCAUGCCCAAGCAUUAGAACAUUGCAACGUGACUUACAGAAAAGAUCAAAAUCUAUCGAAGAAGGCAUUGUUAGAGUUGAGGAGCUUAAGGCAUAUAUAAUAAGAAAUAAUCUACCAAUGAUUGUAAUAAUGAGUGAAGAUGCAACGAAGAUCAACGGAGCUCUCGAAUAUGAUUCUACUAGAAAUAAAGUUUGCGGAUUGGUAGCUCCUUUAGACAACAACGGAAUGCCACAAUGUGAUUUAUUUGAAAUUACUAACCCUCGAAAACUCAUUGCUGAUGUUCAUCAAUAUCCCAUAGGACGUAAUGUUGUGGUUACUAUGACUCAGCCGUUAAAGCAAAAAACUGCACCUUUCUGUUUGCAAUAUUUUUGUACAGAUAACAAAUUCACUAGUAGUCAAGUACGAACCAGAUGGAAUUCGAUAAAAACUAAACUGCUUAAUGCUGAUAUAGGGGUUAUAGCCACAUCAACUGACGGCGAUCCACGGUAUGUAACCGCAAUGAUGGAAGAUAUGCGUAUGCCAACAAUCACUGACAAUCCUUACGGGGAAUACUUUAUUGCGUCAUGUUCAGCUGAAAAUAUAUGCGUGCAGGAUCCUACUCAUACUAUUAAUAAAUUUAGAACUCGGUUAAUGCGACGUGACAAACAACUUAUCAUUGGUAAACAUCAAAUAACACGUACACACCUGGAAGAUCUCAUUCGUAACGUAUCAAAAGAUAAACAUGGUCUGAUAUUGGGUGAUUUAAACGAAGACGAUAAAAUGAAAUUCCAACCCGUUCUGAAAAUUAUUAAACCAGAGGUACUGCUCUGCAUGGAACAGUCAGUAACAUCAAGCCAAGCAACUGUUUUGUAUUUAUCAUUGAUGAAAUUCAUUCUAUCGGCGUUUAUGGAUCCAUGUAUAUCACCAACAGAGGCUGUUUUCAAUUGCUGGUAUACGCUGUUUGUAAUAAGAGCUUGGAGAAAAUGGUGCAUGAAUAAAUUUAAAACAGUUAAACAUUGUAUUACAAGCAAUACAUAUUGGUGUUUGGAACUAAAUGCUCACAGCCUUGUAAAAUAUAUCAACAUUUGUCGAGAUGAAAACAUACCAUAUAUACCUACACUUUUGCACAGUCAGACAUGCGAAAGUUUUUUUCGUGCAGCACGAUCGUUUACAACAACUGAAUCGACAGUGGUUAAUUUCACUAUGAAAAGUUUUCAAUCCAGACUGAAUCGCAUACAAGCAAAACAAGAUAUUAUGUAUAGCAGGACUGAAGAAUUUUCCUUCCCGAGAAUACAACAAAAUACAAAUACUGUAAACUUCGACAUGCCAUCAACUCAAGAAAUUGUAUGUACUUUAACGAAAGCAAGAGCAUAUGCAUUUGAUACUCUUAUCAGUCUUGGAAUUGAUAAAUUGGAUAUCGAAUUUACAGAUUCUCUUUCACUGCGACAUUCGCGAACAAAACCAACUGAUUUUGAAUUCAUUUCUCUACAAUGCUCCGGAAAUAGUGCAAUUGAACGAAACUUUGAAGCGUUAGAUAUAAACGAUGUGGAAGAACUAAUCCCUAAUUCUGGAGGAGAGUUGAAUUUGAAGAAUUCGAAAUGCUCAACAAGACAUACAUUCGCUAUUAGAAACAAGAAAGGUACUGUGAUUCAUGUCAAGAAAAGUACGUUCCUAUGGAUUUUAUCUAAUGGCACUCAAAGAUGCUCGAGUGAUCGCUCUUAUCGAUUUCGAGAAACAUCGGCAGUCAAUGAAGCAGUUGUGCGUGAGGUUAAUAAAGUAUUUACUUCAAUCCGCUGCGGAGAAUGGAUAGCGAUGAAAGCAAACGAAGAAGUGUUCAUAGUAAAAAUAUAUGGUUUCAAAUAUUUGAGUGGAGACCGAACGUCGUAUACUUUAACUGAAGCUCCAAUACAUGUACCUACAGGUACCACCGCAAAAGGUGUUGGGGUAAUUGGAAAUUACUUUACAAUUGUUUGUUGUAAAAAGGAUAUUGUAUUAGAAUUAGAUGAAGAAUUCAACGAACGUACUCUAGACACAAAAUACUAUAUCUCUCAUUUGGAAAAGCCAGAAACUCACACUUAUGGCAUAUUUUAUAAAUUAAACACAUCGAAAUACAUUCGUGCACUUUUAUUGGCUUCUGCUAAUACAAUAAAUAAAAAUAUGAUUUGA
Malaya genurostris is the source of this 3234-nucleotide messenger RNA. RefSeq lists its product as uncharacterized. The record is from RefSeq and is a predicted model, not a curated record. The coding region runs from base 982 to 3234 and encodes 750 amino acids. NCBI's taxonomy places the organism in Eukaryota, Metazoa, Arthropoda, Insecta, Diptera, Culicidae. The transcript has 4 exons.